This is a messenger RNA of Xyrauchen texanus (razorback sucker), 7597 nucleotides long. RefSeq names its product tyrosine-protein kinase ABL2-like. Gene Ontology annotation, molecular function: non-membrane spanning protein tyrosine kinase activity; protein binding; ATP binding. The transcript is spliced from 11 exons. NCBI's taxonomy places the organism in Eukaryota, Metazoa, Chordata, Actinopteri, Cypriniformes, Catostomidae. The record is from RefSeq and is a predicted model, not a curated record. The coding region runs from base 89 to 3469 and encodes 1126 amino acids. Gene Ontology annotation, biological process: protein phosphorylation; regulation of apoptotic process.
CAAAAUCUCUCAAAUAGAGUUAGAACUCAACCGCCACACAAAGUCUCUUUUUUCAUGUGAGAUCAGCUUAAUCUAGCACUGCUAGAUUAUGCCGUUGAGGACUCUGCCAUCCAGCAGCAGUUUUGAGGAAGAAAGGGCCAGAUUGACCAGCCUGCCUUGCCCACAGGAUGUGGAUCACUAUUGCUUCUCAGAGGCCCUGCACAGGCCGUUUGGACUGGACUCGUCUGCUCUGACGGAAGCGGUGCGCUGGAGCUCAAAAGAGAAUCUGCUGGGUGCAGCGGAGAGCGACCCAAACCUCUUUGUUGCACUUUACGACUUUGUUGCCAGUGGCGACAACACGCUGAGCAUUACGAAAGGAGAAAAGCUGCGAGUGCUGGGCUACAACCAGAAUGGAGAGUGGAGUGAAGUGCGUUCAAAGAAUGGUCAGGGUUGGGUACCCAGUAACUACAUCACCCCUGUGAACAGUUUAGAAAAGCACAGUUGGUAUCACGGGCCUGUGUCCCGCAGCGCCGCAGAGUACCUGCUCAGUAGCCUGAUCAAUGGCAGCUUUUUGGUUAGGGAGAGUGAGAGCAGCCCUGGCCAGCUCUCCAUUUCAUUGCGCUACGAGGGACGGGUCUAUCAUUACCGGAUCAACACCGCCUCUGACGGAAGGGUCUAUGUAACGGCCGAGAGUCGUUUUAGCACAUUAGCUGAGCUGGUUCAUCAUCAUUCUACAGUGGCAGAUGGUCUCGUAACCACACUACACUACCCCGCCCCAAAAUGCAACAAGCCCACAGUCUACGGCGUCUCACCCAUCCACGACAAGUGGGAGAUGGAACGAACCGACAUCACCAUGAAGCACAAGCUUGGAGGAGGCCAGUAUGGAGAGGUGUACGUCGGAGUUUGGAAGAAGUACAACCUCACUGUUGCUGUCAAAACACUAAAGGAGGACACUAUGGAGGUCGAGGAGUUUCUGAAGGAGGCUGCAGUCAUGAAGGAGGUGAAACAUCCCAAUCUAGUACAGUUACUUGGUGUUUGUACGUUGGAGCCUCCAUUCUACAUAGUGACUGAGUACAUGCCACAUGGUAACCUGCUGGACUACCUGCGUGAGUGUGAUAGGGAGCAGGUGAAUGCUGUGGUGCUGCUCUAUAUGGCCACUCAGAUCUCAUCUGCCAUGGAGUAUCUAGAGAAGAAAAACUUCAUUCACAGGGACUUGGCUGCACGUAACUGCCUGGUUGCGGAGAAUCACGUAGUGAAGGUGGCUGAUUUCGGACUGAGCCGUCUGAUGACCGGAGACACCUACACUGCUCAUGCAGGAGCUAAAUUCCCCAUCAAAUGGACGGCACCAGAAAGUCUGGCCUACAACACCUUCUCCAUCAAAUCAGAUGUUUGGGCAUUUGGAGUGUUACUUUGGGAGAUUGCGACUUACGGCAUGUCUCCAUACCCAGGGAUUGACCUUUCUCAAGUAUACGACCUGCUGGAGAAGGGCUACCGAAUGGAGCAGCCUGAGGGCUGUCCACCUAAAGUCUAUGAGCUCAUGAGAGCCUGCUGGCAAUGGAGUCCAUUGGACAGACCUUCAUUUGCUGAGAUUCACCAAGCCUUUGAGACCAUGUUCCAUGACUCCAGCAUCUCAGAAGAGGUGGCAGAAGAGUUGUGUAAAACCGCGUCUGGUGGACAUGCGCACACCUUCGGUUUUGAUAUGCCACUCUUGCCUUCAAAGUCUCGUGCACAGAAGAAACACUCUGAGAACAAAGAGAAUAUGGAAGAGGCAGGACUCCACGGCCCUGCAGGUUUUGCAGCCUCGCUUUUUUCUGGUGAUGGGCGCUCCAGCAGCUCUCCGGCCUUACCACGCAAACAGAGGGAUAAAUCUCCCUCUAGCCUGCUCGAGGACUCCCAGGACACCACCUUCAACCGUGACCGCAAGACUGGCUUCUUCAGUUCUUUCAUAAAGAAAAAAUCCUCUUCCACUUCUUCACCUCAACAGCAACAAAAUCUCCCGAUGCCUCCCAAGAGGAGCAGUUCUUCCAGAGAGAUGGAGACCCAGCCUCAUAAAAAGUAUGAGCCCACAGCAGGGUUUGGGGGCCCUCCUCCUCCUUUGCCACAGACUGAUGGGUUGAGUUUCUCUCCAUCUCAUGGAGAAGGCAACCAUGUGCAGUCCCGCUGCUGUGGGGCCACAUUUGGGCAAAAGCCUUCAAACUCUGGAGGAACCUCUAGUCAGGUAGGAGGAAGCAGUAGCUGGGGAAGCCUAGCAGGCUUCUUCACUCCUCGCCUUAUCAAAAAGACCCUGGGAUUGCGGACUGGUAAGCCUUCUGGGAUAGAUGAAGGGGGAGGAACCAAGCCUUUCCCACGUUCCAAUUCAACUUCCUCUAUGUCUGCUGGGUUGCCAGAUUUGGAGCGAAUGGCGCUGACGUUACCAAGAAACCGCAGCAAACCCCCACUAGAGCGUACAGCUUCCACCACUUCACAGCCUGAGAAUGGGGCAGCACGACCUUCGGAUGCAAUCCUAAGGAAGUUUGAUGAAGGUACAGCUCAGAUACGGGACCGUCCCAAAGCCAAGCUCUUACCACGAGGGGUGGUGGCAAGUGGGGGAGGUGGAGUAAGGGCUCCAGGGGUUGGGGGAGAGGCUGAUUCAGACUCCAACCCACGGUUAAAAGACGGGUACGAAGACAGGCAAGGCUGGUCGUCUCCAUCAAAAACCUCCACUCUUGGCUCGGUCAAUCUGCACAAUCACAAAGUUCCAGUGUUGAUCUCCCCUACCCUAAAGCACAGCUCAUCCGAUGCACUCCUAGUUGGCGUGGACUCUCAGGGCAACCGAUUCAAACUACUGUCUGACAGCGAUCGUGACCGGCCGCGACUUGUGAAGCCCAAAUGUGCACCCCCUCCCCCACCCAUGCUUCGCUCCCUCCAACACACCUAUUGUGCCGAUGCAGCUGAUGAAGCAGUCAGUGGCAAUGUAGAGGUCAAUGGAGAUGGGGUCAAAAAAUCAGGGAGAGAAACAAGAGGGGUGCGUCCAUCAAUACCACCACCACAAGUGCCUCCAGCCCCCUUAGUCCCCUCUAGUAACACCACCACCCAGACUAAAAUGGCCAACGGUGCUUCCACUGGACCUGGCCCCACUUCCGCAAAACCUAACUUUAGACGGACUCGACAGCAGGCAGAACGGAUUCCCCUGGAGAAGAUUAGCAAGGAAGCUCUUUUGAAAUGUGCUGAAUGCUUGAGUAGUGCCCUUCAAGGCACCACUGAGCUGUCAUCCAGCAGCCAGGUAUUAGAUGUGGGACAUCAGCUUUUGGACUAUUGCUCUGGAUAUGUUGAUUGCAUCCCACAGACACGUAAUAAGUUUGCCUUUCGUGAGGCAGUGGGAAAACUUGAGUUGAGUCUACAGGAGCUUCGUGCAUCCUCUACAGGUGGUGGAGGGGGACCUGGGACCAGCCCUGCUGUUGAUAACUUGCACACCUGCAUUAAAGAGAUCAGUGAUGUGGUGCAAAGGUAGCCACUGGGUCAGCCUGUAAUUACAAACAACUCCUCCACCACUUGAGACUUCUGCCAAAUCAAUCUAGUUUUAUUGAAAUGUUGGGGGACAGAGAAUAUUCUUUCAGAAUUACCUCAGAAAAUUACUACAAAUACAAACCCUCUCUUUUUAUUGUUUACAGGUGACUUCUUGAAAUUGCCAGUUGGGAUCAGAGUUCUAUACUUUGUAUAUAAGAUUUUUGACAUUACCAAUACACCGUUUAGUUUUUGGCCAAUUUACUUUGUAAUUUUUACAGUUUUUUCUUGGCAUGACAAAACAAAUUUUCACAAACAGAUUGCACAGGUCAAGGUGAGCCUAGGUUUAACCGACUGCAGACUAGCUGUUCAAGCUUUCAGAGAAAACAUUUAAAGGUUGCCAUCCACUUUUCAUUAUGCUAAUUUUGCAUUUGAUCUACAAUAACCGGAUAUUUGGAAAAAUAAAAUAAUGCAAAAAUAAAAAUGCCCACAAUUUAAGACAUGGAUUGAAUUUGCUUUAGGUUAAACUAUAUUGCCUGUUCAGAGCAUACAGUAUCAAUUAACGUGGAGUGCAAACACAGCUCUGUGCACAUUUGUUUGGUUUCAUUUUACACACAAUAAGUGCAACCACAUCCCAUACUGUCAUUGUAAUUUGACCACAUUUAUCAACACCAUUUAUGACAUUGAUGGUUUUGUAGUUCUUUCUGUAAUUAGUCUUUGCAUUAAAUGUUGUUAGUAGUGGUUUGCUGUGGAAUUGUUGAGUUGGUGUUGGGACAGUCACCACAUGGAUCAUAUUUGACCUGAUAUAUCUGUGGCCUUUAUAUAAUGCUCCAAACAAACAGAUGGCACAAAUCUACACUCAGCUUGUUGUACACUUCAGAAUUUUCAAGACUUUGUGUAUAAUAAUUUAAAGGAAAUGUUCACCCAAAAAAAAAAAUUAUGUCAUCAUAUGGUUUCAAACCCACACUGUAAAGAAUAGUCCCAUGGUUUUUACAAACAAACAAACCAAAAAAAUAUAUUUAGUAAAUAAAUGUGGUGAAAAUGUAAACGACUUUACAGAACAACCUGUAAAUAUUACAGUUGAAAACUUUUUUUAACGUAACCAAGUUUCAGAGUUUACGGGAUGUCAUUUUGAUGCCAGUUUAUUUUACGGUGCAAUACCGUCGUUUAUAUUAUUAAAUGAUAAACAUAAUAUAUUAACCUUCUGAAACUAAAAUCUGUUUUUCACUUCAUAAUGUAUUGCUAAUCACCCUAGUAAUUACAGCAGGGCACAUGAUGACAUGAAGUUCAUCAAUAGUGUCCCUUCCAGGAGCAAUGACCAAUAAGCAUUAAAUAAAAUACAUCAAAUAUAACACAGAACACGCCAAAGUACAUAACUGAUGUUAAAAAUAAUAAGAACUAUAACUAUUCCCAUAAAAUAUAAUGAAAUGUUACGGGUCAUACAGGGAUUCUGGGAAUGACCGAUUAUUGUUUUUUACCGUAAAUUUUAAUAAUUUACCGUAAAAAGUACACGUGUACUCUUGUUAAUCAUAAUAUAAAUUUGUACUUUUAAUUAUAUGGGAAAAUCAUACUUUUUACAUAAUUCUUUUUCAUUUUUUUAUUUUACUGUUAAACUACAUGUAUAGUCUUUUUUAAUUUAUAUUUAAAUAAUACAUAUAUUUUAAGGUAACUGCUCGUUAACCAAUAAACUUUUUUAUUACUGUAGCAUUUUUACAGUCUUUUACCAUUAAAAUUAUGGACUUUUUUUUACAGUGCAUGUGACUUGCUUUAGUGGAAUGCAUAAAAAGUUUGGCAGAAUGUUAGGGAUUGACAGCCUCUGUCACCAAUCACUUUUAUUGCUUCCCCCCCCCCAACACACACACAAUGAAAGUGAAUGGUGACAGAGACCACUGCAUAUCAACUCCUUUUGUAUUCCACAGAAGAACUUCAUACAGGUUUGGAAAGAUAUAAAGGUAAAUGGCAAUGAAAUUUUUAGUUUUGGGUGAAUUAACCCUUUCAAAUUUGAAGAGCUGAAUCUCGAUUUGUAAAACAUGGAAACAGCAAGACUACAAAUACAAUAUUGCCAAGUCUUUUAACACAAACUGCAUUUUCUUUAGCACAUUGAUUUGUAACUAUUUUGUUUUCAAUUUAUAAUGUCUCCAUUUGUAAACUUGAAUUUUAAAUUAUUUUCUACUAAAAGCACAGGCAUUUUUAUGAUAUUGUAGAUAUUGAAUUUUAUUUUAUACCCAUAAAAGAAGUGGAAGGUUAAGCUCAUUUGAGUCUCCUAAAAGACUCGGUGGUUAGUGGAAAUCAGUGAGAUGUUUGUCCUUGUGGUGAAGUGCAGAAUUUGGUGCGAGGGUCUCCAUCUGUGCAUCUACAUUAUGAAUGUAUUAAUUUGUUAAAAACAGGAAUGUUUCUUUUUUUAUGUUAUUUUUUAUGUUUUCUAUAACCUCUCCACAGCAUUCAAACUUUUCACUUAUUAAAAGAAACUUUUUCUUCAGGUCAAAAAACAGUUACACAUUUUGUCUGGUCCUGUAUUCAUUACAAAAUGUAGAUUUCUAUUAGAGUUUGCAUAAAAGAGAUUUUUGUGGGUAACCUGCAAUGUCAUAAUUAAAUGUUAUUAAAAUGAUUUGUACAAAUUACACUGGAACACAUUUCUAAAGCAUAAAUAUAAUUUGCCUUGCCUUAAUUCACUAUCUAGUUUAUGUUAUAUGGAAAUUGUUUUUGCCAUACAUGUCCAGGAUAUUUCAGUUCCACUGCAACUGGAAAACAUAUAUAUGUCUUUUGUUCAGAAAACUGUUUAGCCACCCUAGACCACAACAAAAUAGACAACUUGCCGACACUAACUUGAUGUUUGUUUUGCCAUUUUGUCUGCCAUGGGCAAUGUUUUCCGCUAUUAAAUGGUGCCUUUUGUGAGAUUUUAUGUUUUGUGCACUGCUAAGUCAUGUUAAAUAUCUGUUGUAAAUAUGUUUUGCUCUCAGAUACUGAAUAUCAAUUUUAAGGUGGCAAUUGGGAAUUUCAAGUCUUUAUUAUCGUUCAAGCUACCCUAUUCAAACUUCAGGGUUUGUGGGGUGUCCAACUUGAAUAGGAAAACGUGCAAUGAUCUGUUCUUUACUAAGAAAAAUACAGUGCUUAAAGUCUGGUAUGUUUUACUGAAAGAGUUCAUCAAUUUGUUUUGCUUUGUCAGGAAUAGGCUCUUUCAAACACAUACAGGUCUGUCUAUUCCAUUUGUUAUUGUGUAUGUUUAAUUAUCAAUCGAUGAGGGGGAAAGGGUUAGCGUCACCCAAGUAUGUCUGUUUUGUAUGUUCGUUUUAGAUGAUUGUCAGGGAGUGUUUGAUUUUUAAGCCUUUUAAGUACAACAGCAAAGUUUUUUUUUCUUUCAUUGCCUCUGUAUUUUUUAUAUAUAUAUAUAUUAUUUUGGCCCAAAUCCACUUAAUAUCAUGAUUUUACUGCUAUUGUAGCCAUUGCUGCACUGCAAUUCCUUUAAUUUGUCUCUUAAUCUGGUCUCAUAGCCAGUUUUGCAUCUACAUUGCCUAAAAAAUACAACACUUUUAAUGUAGGUAAAUUUCAAAACAUCUUCUGAAAAUUUGUGCUUUAAAGCAAUAUUUGAUUUGAUCUAGUAGAAAUUUCAGUACAGGACGAACUUGUGCUAUAAAUUAGGCUUAAUGUGCCACAAGGCCACUGAGGUGCAAAGCCAUUGAACUGUAUGUCUCACAGACAUAUACAUCACAAUUCAUAUACUGUUCAGUUUCAUUUCAAGCACCCAAAUUUGUUCUUUUCUUUUACACUUUUAUUUGUUUGUUACUUUUAUUUAUGUUUGGUUUAUUUAUUGAUCUGCAUUUAUGAAUCCUGGAACUCGCAUUCUUUUGGAAACUAUCUUUUUAUAAGGUCAGAUUUUAAGUGCUGAAGAAAUUUAUAUACCAAAGUCCACCUCUCUAGUCUUUCAAGUGCAAUGAAAAUAAACACUCUUAAUUUUGAAUAUGUGAAUUUAACAGGGAUUGAAAAGGCAGAGGUUGACAAUUUAACAGUAUUUUUUCUGUUUUGUAAAAAGUAUAUUUUGUGUGAUUCUAAUUUAAAGCUCACUUUUAAAAGUAUAUUACUGUGAAGUCCUUCCUCAGUGUUAAACUUGAUGUAAAUAAUUAAUAAAGAAAACUGU